GUGUGAUCAAGCAUACCCAGUGCGUCUGAAUCAAAAGAAUCUGUUUAGAGGAGCAAAGCCCGCGUGGCUUGCUAUGGCCCAUAAACAGAAGCCUCCAGCAUCUCGGGAUCUGUCCUUGGGCAAGGGGCUUUCAGGUCAGAGGCAUUUUUGUUCACGGGUCUCUUAGGCACAGUUACUAAAACUGAGAACUUUGGUGCUCACACUCACGGGAACGCUUUCCAGCACAGCGCUGGGUGAUGGAAGCCUGGGGGAACAGUUGUCAUGCCAGGGCUGGGGACCCGAGGAAGGACCUGGCGCCCGGGCUCGGGCUGCACAGAAAUGGCUGCUCUGCCCGGUCCUGGCGCAGCUGACCGGCACUGCGACAAAGGCUGGCGUGCUGGACAAGUCGGGUCGGAGCCAACCACCCUACUGCGGGAACCCUGCCGGGGCUGCGCUGCUCUUCUCCCGCUGCCUGGAGUCUCCCUCUAGUGCCCUGGCUGGCAGAGCUUCCCGGGGCUCUGUAGCAGAGGCCCAGCUGCAGCAUGACAGGGGUGAAAGUCAAUAGCUUAAUAAUUAGCUCCUCGAGCCCUCGUGCAAUCACACAUUAAUAUGGCCCGCCUUGUUCCCCGGGUGCCUCGGUGCUUAGAAAGUGUCCUGGUAGGAAGCACACGCACAUUUGCUGCCGGAGGUGGGGAGACAGCUGCGCUGCUGUUCUCCAGUCCGCAUUCAAAGGCCAGAGGAGGCCGGAAUAACCUUGGUUGUCCUGCCAGAGCCUAAGCUCGCUCCUAGCUCUAUUUAUACUUCUCCCAUUUGCCUCUUGACGCGGCAGCAGGAGGUAGCAUAGCCUAGGGCUUUGGAGACAGGCAGGUCCAGGGUAAAAGCGCAGCCCUGAGCAAAUUGCUCAGUAUCCAAGGCUUGUUGCUCUCAUCUAUAAAAUGCAGGUAACGAUCCUGCGUGCCCUUCACCCUCCUUCCCACUCCACGCCCCAGAGGGUUGGGCAGGAGAGUAGCCAGCAGAGGCUAGUAAGCUUUUGGGCUUCCUCCCCUGGCUCCCUUGCGGUGACCGUGGUCCAAACUGGAGGGACAUGGAUUCGCCCAUGGCUGCCAGGCAGGCCAAAGGUUUGAGCACCUCAGCCAGGCAUGCCAGGGCCCAGGCUCUGCAGCCCAGGACGGUCCUAAGAACUGCACUGGAGUUUCCCUGAUAGUGGAGUUUCAAAGCCAGCUACCUCCCGCCUGGAACAAAUGAGGGUGUGGUUGUUCCUCACAUUCACAACUAAACAAAAGAAAACAAGGAGAACCCCCCUACCCGCGGCCCGUACCCCGACCCGCACCUCCACCCCCAUCCCCGGUCUCGCCCAGGCACGGGGUGUGCGCCAGAGCUGUGGGCACGCCCUAUGGCGGCUGCGCGCCCCAGAGCCCGGGUGCUACCUCCUCCAAGGUCCCGCCCCAAGGAACUCCGGGCCGGGUGGGCUGGCCCGAUCGCCUUGCCCGGGGCAGUCCAGGCAGUUGCCGCCUGGCUUGAGGAACGUUGCUGGGCUCAAGUUCGUCCUCUCUCGGGCCGGAAUCCUGGCAAUGCUUUGGGGAUACAUCUGGCUGGCCUCCGGGCGGCAGGAGGGGUCGAACCUUUUUCGGGUGAUUUUACACAAAAUCCUCCCCCACAACAAGGGCUACAGAGAAGUGGAAGCCCAAGGAAUGAGAAGGGAGCUUCUCGCUCCUUCUCCAGGCCGCCUUCGCCACGUCCACUCCUGGAGCGCUGCCGGCGAAGCAAGCGAAUUCCUGGUUCUCAAGACCCCUUUGUGUCUGUGGAAGCUCCUUCCUUGGUUGCGAACUAUCAAUGCCACCCUGAGCGGGUCUUUCCAGCUGGAUUGUCGCCACCUUGUGGCAGGAUCUGGAGACCACGUUGGUCCUUCGUUCCCCAAAGCCCUUUGCUCUCUUGGGUCUAAAGCUUACUUUUCUUUCUUUCCCCAACCAACUAUGGACUGGAAUUUUACAAUCCCGUUCUCGGGAUUUAGGAGGUGAGCUGGGAUACCUCUGUCCCCUCCUCUCUGAGAUACACCGCUUGCCCUCUAAAACAGACACGAAAUAAGUGCUAGCUGGAGAGCCAGGAGUCAUCAGAUUAGCAAGCUUGUGGGGGCUAGAUGUGAGGUGGCAAUCCUCCACCAAUUUCCCAUGAGACAAACUAAUGAUUAAGACAGACGCACUCUGUCUUGUUCCUACUGGUUAGUGAUGCUAUUAUGCUUGAGGAGUAUUAUUAAA
Messenger RNA from Meriones unguiculatus (Mongolian gerbil), 2234 nucleotides. RefSeq lists its product as uncharacterized. The record is from RefSeq and is a predicted model, not a curated record. Lineage: Eukaryota; Metazoa; Chordata; Mammalia; Rodentia; Muridae. The transcript is spliced from 2 exons. Bases 1221 to 1997 code for a protein of 258 amino acids.